This is a messenger RNA of Seriola dumerili (greater amberjack), 3406 nucleotides long. It is a transcript of the gene ofd1, whose product is annotated as OFD1, centriole and centriolar satellite protein. Lineage: Eukaryota; Metazoa; Chordata; Actinopteri; Carangiformes; Carangidae. The transcript is spliced from 23 exons. Gene Ontology annotation, molecular function: protein binding. Gene Ontology annotation, biological process: epithelial cilium movement involved in determination of left/right asymmetry. Gene Ontology annotation, cellular component: ciliary basal body; centrosome. The record is from RefSeq and is a predicted model, not a curated record. Bases 123 to 3308 code for a protein of 1061 amino acids.
CUUCUGGUCGCUAGGAUGGCACCUAGCGAAAUGCUUGUUUUCUAAGAUCCCUGUUGUAACAAGUGUGAAGCAGAUAGUGUAGAAAAAGUCUAACACCAGGACCUGCAAACACUGUGACAGUUAUGUACUCGAGCAAGGAAGACACCCUGUCCCCAGAUGAGUUGAGGAAAAGACUCUAUCAAACUUUUAAAAACAAAGGAGUCCUCGAUACACUCAAAACACAGCUAAGGAAUCAGCUCAUCCAGGAGUUGAAACACCCACCUUUGACUGGAGGAGAACCAGUCCCCAGACCAGUACCUGUGAAAUCUGAACCCCUCUUGGUCUCAGCCUGUAACAGCAUAGUGGCUGAUCAUCUAAGUACCUCAGGAUAUGAGUACACACUUUCUGUAUUCUACCCUGAAAGUGGCUUAUGCAAAGAAAAGGUUUUCACAAAAGAAGACCUUCUUCAUCUUCUUAAAAUUAAUCCCACAUCAGCCCUUUACAGAUCCCUGUCUUCAAAUAAAGACAAUGAUAAAGGGUUCCUGAUCAGCCUACUAACUCAGCUAACACACCAUUAUAGUCAUGGCCUGUGCCAUGAUGCAGACACACAGACAACAAGUCAUGGAGAGUCUCUUGUUGAGAAGAUGAAAAUGAUCGAUAAGGAAUAUGAGAAUUUCAUUUACAGUGGGGACAAAUGGUUUCCUCUCCAAUCAAAACUGGCUGCAUAUAGAAAAGAAAUUGAAGCCCAGAUGCAAUCAGAAAUGAACACAAAGAUGCUGCAUUUUAAAGAUGUUGAGGUUGCCAAGGUGAGGAUGGAAGAAAAAUCCAAAUUUCAUAAAGAAUUUGAUAAGCUGAAACAAGAGCUGGAGAGGACCUAUGAACAGAAGACAAAGGCAUUGAUGGACCGGGAGAAAAAUGCCAUUGAUCGGUUACAAAAACAACAAGAGAUAGAGGAAAAAAAUGUUUAUAUGCAGAGACAAUCAGUACUGAAAGAAAUUGAAACACUGCGGAACAGAGAAAAUGAGCUGAGGAUGAGAACAGAGGCUUUUGAAAAGACUUUUCAAAUUCACAAGGAGAAGGUCAAAACCACAGAAGAGCUGAUGAGGAGGAGAGAACUGGCCGUGAAGACAAUGGAGGACAUGUAUGACCAAAGGCUGCAGAAUGAACUUUCCAGGUAUCAGCUUGAAUUGAAAGACGAAUUCAUCAAGAGAACAGGAAAACUAACCGAUAGUGAGAACCGAAACAAAGUGGAAACCGCUCGUAUCCAAAAGGAGUCGGCUGUAAUUGAUGCCAAACUAGAGGAGCAUAGUAGAGCACGGUCAGAGCUGAGACGGCUGCAGGCUGAGCUAGACACAGCACAGCAGCAGAUUCCUCUGCUGACUCAACAGAAGGAGCUGUUAAGAGAAAGGCUGGAGACCAUGAGUGACUACCCCAGCUUGAAACGAGAGAAAGCAGAGCUGCAGGGGCAGCUGCGGCUGCUAAAGAAGCAGCUGGAUGAGGCCCAGGAGGAGAACCGGCUUCUCCAUGCAGAUUUGGGCAAACCAUCCAAAGAGCAGCUGGCCCUGCAGAUGGAGCUACGGAGGCUGCAGAGCGCCCGCAGACUCGAUGAGGAAGAGUUUGACAACCAGAAACAGGUGCUGCAGGCACAGCUCCAGAGUGAGGUGGAGCGCUGCGCUCAGCUCAAGGCUCAGCUGACAGAGUGUGAGGAGAAGUCACAGUGGAUGAGUAACCAUGUUGAGGACAUCAAGAUGCAGCUUCGCCAAACACAGCAAGCUCUUGAAAAUGAAGUGCUGCGUAACCCCAAGCCCUCUCUUGUUGAUCGCUCAGUGCUGGAGCUCAGUGCUGACAGGCUGGUUCCCCCUGACAUCUAUGUGGACAGAGCUCUGCUGAGGACCAGGGUGGGUUAUGAUAAUGUUUGUGAAGCAGGUGGACCCUUGCGAGGACACCAGUUGCCUUGGAGUGACUCUCCAGACUCUGACAUGGAGCUGGUGGCUGAAGCCAAGGCUCGGAUCCAGGAGCUGCAGAAGGAGGCUGAGACCUUGGAGGAAGCCUACAGGAACUACCAGCAGAGGGCAGUGCGCUCCACCAUCUCACACAUGCUUCCCCCAAGACCUCUUUCCCCACAACAACCACAUCCUUCACAUCGCCCCAACUCUCCUCUAAGGAAACUGGUCUCUCACCAUUCUCACACCCACUCACCCCACAAAUCAAAGGUCUCACACCGACCACUGUCUCCCCAAAGCACUCGAACCCCCUCCUCGGCGUCCUAUGACACCAGAAACGCCUUACCACCUGCGCAGCCAAGAGUGACCUUCUUAGAAGCUCAAAACCAACCCGAGUCCACAGUUUUCACUGAGCGUAGUCUCCAUUCAUUCACUGAACCUCUGUUUCUAAGAGAUGGACACCCUGAGGAUGAAAGCUUUGCUCCAUCCAGACGUCUGUCCUCCACACCUCACUCUUCCUCCAGGAAAAAACUUCAAAGAGAGACUGCAGAAGAGGCAGUUGCGUCUCCAGUGGUGUUCACGGAGCUGUCGUCUGACCGACAGCUCCCUCAUGCCCCCCGCGAGGAGGUGGUGACCUCAGGUGACUUGUCCUCUGAGUUCAGUCCACCUCCCAGUCCGCAGCUCAAAAGCACAGCACGAGACCAGACCAGUCCACCCAAAAUGCAUCCUGUCAUCUUCAGCUCGGAGUCUUCCCCAGAGCCUGAGAAGAUCAGCCUUGAAGAUCUCACUGGGAAUGUGUCAGAGCCCGGCCACAUUCCAGAGCUUCUCCUGGACACUGCUGUCCCUCUUACUGAGGAGGCCCCUGACGGCCCCGCUGUCCCCCGCCCACGGGACCUCCCAGAAGACCCGAUAGACUUGCAGGGCCAGGCGGAGGUCCCACAAACCUCAGGUGAAUCUGCUAGGGAAGAAGAUGAAGAGGAUGAAGAGCAGAGGUGGGAAAGAGAGCGAAAGGAAAGACAAGAACGAAGGCAAAGGGAGCAAGAGGAAGCCAGAGAGAGGGAGCUCCAAGAACUCAAAAGACUGGAGAAAGAGAUGCUUUUGCAAGAGGUGGAGCAACCAGGACAGGAAGGAGAAGAAGCAGAAGAAGAAACGGGGAUUAAGAAAGGGGAUGAAGAGCAGAAAGAUGAUGGAGAGGAGGCUAAAGCAGAAAAUCCCUUGGAAAAAUACAUGAAAAUGGUCCUGGAGGCAAGGGAGAAGGAGCAUGGACAGAGCCCUGGACGAGACGAAGCAGGACAUACGAGCCCGGAGGCCAAGAGUUUGUCUGAUGAAAAAGAAGACAGCAUUGUAGCAUAUUCACACAAGGAUGAAGAUGAUGACUUCUGGUGAGCUGUUUGUCCCAGACUGCCAUCAUAAACUAAUGAAUUAUACGAGCCGCUGUAGUCUUUUACUGUUUUAAGUGUGAUGCAUUUGUUGUUUAUAUUUUA